AUGCCUGAAAGAAAAGAAGUUCACCUCCAAGGCCCCCGCCCCGCCGCCCUCAAGAUCACCAAAGACUCCCACAAGAUCAAAAAGCCACCGCUCCCCCCGCCGCACCCGCCACCGCAUCGGCCUGUCAUCAUUUACACCGUCUCUCCCAAGAUCAUCCACACCGAACCUACCGAGUUCAAGGACUUGGUUCAACGCCUCACCGGCCUCCGACCCUCCUCGUCUAAUGAUGCCCUUGAUCAUCCUACGUCGAUGUCGAUGUCGAUGAAUACGAAUAGUAUAGAUCAAGGAGUUGAGAGAGUCGGUCAUGGGAUAUUAUCACCAACGCCGGGGUUGCUGCCGCCGAUUUCGUCGAAUAUUUUCACUCCACCGCCACAGGCCGCCAUGGCAGCGGCCGCGACUGAUCCUAGUCCUUUUACACAAUUUUUCCAAGACUUUAGCCCUAUAGCUACCAAUCAUUUUUCUUCAUCUCUAGAUUUCUUCCAACAAAACUUCCCUGAUUUCCAUUAA
This is a messenger RNA of Benincasa hispida (wax gourd), 507 nucleotides long. RefSeq names its product protein MKS1-like. Lineage: Eukaryota; Viridiplantae; Streptophyta; Magnoliopsida; Cucurbitales; Cucurbitaceae. Gene Ontology annotation, cellular component: nucleus. The record is from RefSeq and is a predicted model, not a curated record.